AUGAGUAGCAGUGCGCCGGUUGCUACAGUGUUUGUCGAUUUUAAACAAGCUUUCGAUGAAUUAUGGUGGGAUGGAUGUAUCGGUAAACUGUUGUGGCUAGGCAUCCCGAAAGCGUAUGUUGUGUGGAUUGAUGCUUGGCUGAAAGAUCGUAAAGGCUUCAUUGAAAUGCAGGGCAAUUGUUCGAGUUAUUUUCCUAUCUCGAGGGGUGGUCCACAGAGGUCGUCAUCAAAGAUCUGA
This is a messenger RNA of Didymodactylos carnosus, 237 nucleotides long. The record is from the annotation of a GenBank genome assembly. NCBI's taxonomy places the organism in Eukaryota, Metazoa, Rotifera, Eurotatoria, Philodinida, Philodinidae.